Messenger RNA from Penicillium cataractarum, 1566 nucleotides. RefSeq names its product endo-beta-1,2-glucanase. NCBI's taxonomy places the organism in Eukaryota, Fungi, Ascomycota, Eurotiomycetes, Eurotiales, Aspergillaceae. Bases 1 to 1566 code for a protein of 521 amino acids. The record is from RefSeq and is a predicted model, not a curated record. The transcript is spliced from 8 exons.
AUGCGUUUUACUCAGGCGUCGCUGGGCCUGGCAUGUGCCACUCUAGCUACAGCUUUACCUGCAGCUUCAGAGCAGAAUGGCAAGCCAUCGUGCCGAUUUGCUCAGCAAUACACUCAGAAGCAAAUUCUGCAAGAUCCUUCGAAUUUUAUCAACGAUAUGCUUUUUUGGGAAGGCCAGUUCCACCAGAACAAUGUUUCUUAUAACUCAGAUAAUGGAAUGUCAUACGACGGGACGAACCUUGAUUUCGUGACUGGUGUGAGAACUGCCAAGCAUCCUUUCAGCGCCGCAAGCAAAGAAUCACUGCAAAUCAUGCUUUAUGCCCAUGCUAUCUUGGGAUCUGCCGAUGCUGCCCGUUUCCUCUCUCCCAGCAAUCCGUCCGCAGCUCCUGGAAUCGCAGCUUCUAUCAUGGACGUCAAAUUGCAGACUUACUUGAGAUUUAAUGAGACUUACCCUGGCUUUGGUGGAUUCCUGCCGUGGUUUACCUCGAGCUCUCAAGAUCUCUCUCCCACCUGGGACUGGAAUAACCGUGUCCCAGGCCUGGACAAUGGUGAGCUUCUGUGGGCCGUGUACGCUUUCAUUCAAGCUGCCGAGAGCUCUUCAAAUCAGUCAUAUAUCGACCUUGCCAAGAAGUGGCAGACUUGGAUGGACUAUACCAAGACAACUGCAGCUCAUAUAUUCUACGAGGGCGCGGGUAAAGUUUGUGCUGUGGUGGAUAUCAAGAACCAGACACUUCCUGUCCACCACCCCGAGCAGACGUAUGCCUGUGAGGGUUCCAGCUACCUCGAUGAUCCGUACGAAGGAGAACUCUUCACUUGGUGGCUCCAGUUCUUUGGUGGGCUCUCCGAAGCCGAGAUUGAGGCUCUUUGGGAGUACAAGAGAGCCAAGUUGGUGAGCGUGGACUAUCAUAUGGGCAAUGUCGGACCGAUAACUGUCCAGAAGGGAUAUUGGUUCUCCAGUCACGAGACCUGGAAGGUGAUGGAGAUGCCCUACUACGACAUUGAUAUCAUUCGUCGUCUCUUCCAAAAUGCUGAGCGUGUUCGCACUUGCAACUCGGUUGUCACCAAGGUCCCAGGCAUGUUCGCCUCCAUCAACAACGUCACGGACCCAUCGACUGGCGAUGUGGUCGGCUAUAUCUCGAAUGCCGGUAUCCCCUCAAUCUCGAACCAGACAGUCCAAGAGCUCGACGUCAUCACCCCUUACAGCGUAUUCCCUACGGUCUUGUUUGACAAGGCAGUUGGAAUGGCUUGGUGGAGAAACAUGGCUAUCGCAAAGAAGAUGCAAAACAUUUACGGUAGCACCGAAUCUACUCGUCGUGAUGGAACUGGAGUGUCUGCGCUUCUGACCUGGGAUAGCAAGGUCACCACUGUGAACGCCAUUCUUGGAGGAGUGUCCGACCUGGUCCGUCAGAAAAUGAAGGCCGAGAACAUCUACAACACAUUUGUGAACAGAAUUGAGGCUGAAUACUCGAGGGUCUUCAAAAAUCUCAAGGGCGAACAUGUUGCAUUCUGUCUUCCACAGGAUACUGUACCUGAUACCGGACUCGCCGACUUUACUACCUGCAACUAG